AAGAAGACAGUUUACAGUCCUAUUUAUCAGUCCAAACACCUGAUGAACUAUCUGUCAACAGACCUGAUAGCUCAAUUUUAGAAAACACAAGUGCAAAUGAAGAAAGCAAUAAUAAAAUAUCUAAAAAGCCGGUUUAUAAAAAAGCAAAA
This is a messenger RNA of Racocetra persica, 149 nucleotides long. NCBI's taxonomy places the organism in Eukaryota, Fungi, Glomeromycota, Glomeromycetes, Diversisporales, Gigasporaceae. The record is from the annotation of a GenBank genome assembly.